UUGGAGCUCCGCCACAGAGUAAGUUGGGGUUGUUAGCGGACCGUCCGGGUGGUGCGGGGAUUUUAAGGGGUGUGCUUGCGGACCCUCCUCUUCUUGGCGGGGAUCGGGCGUGCGGUCCCGGUCCCCGUAAUGUACGGAGGCAGAAGGAAAGGGCUCCGGCCCCCUCGGCGUCAUGUCUUCGGUGCCGGCGGCUUUCAGUCCGCCGGUUCUAUCCUCACGCGCCGGGACACGGCUCCAAGAAGCAAGGCAGAACUGAGGUUCAUUGGGCUCUUUCCUGACAUGCUCACGCCUUCUCCUUUCACGCCUUCUCCUUUGAUUUCAGGUCUGAAGCCGCCCCAGGAGCCGGAGCUGUAGUGUCCCCUCCCGUUUCACUUUCGUUGCAACCAAUAAAGGCCUUUGGUACCCUAGUAGGUGUAUGUCCGCCUUUUUUCCGAGGCUGUUGUUAGGGAAGCUGUACGCGUUAUAUUCCGCAAAGCGGAUUUUGCAAAUCUUCCCUUGGACCUCAGGCUUCUGCCGGCGAAAUUUCGCAGGUCUCCGGCUGACCUUGCCGGCACCUCUGGAUGGCUGCCCUGCGCCGAACCCUCCACAUGGCGACCCUGCCUGCGGGGACGCGCCGCGCCUUGGCGGCGUUUAGAUAGAACUCGGGCGCCGGAUGACGUGCCUUUCUUCGCUCGUGUCCACAGGCUCCCUGGCCAGUAGCUGCUUAGCGGACCGCAGCCUCUGGGAUAAGCUCCACGCCCAGCCCCGUCUGGGCAGCGUCCCCACCUUCGAUUGGUUCUUUGGGUAUGAGGAAGCCCAGGGGCUCCUACUGCCGCUGCUGCAGGGAGCCCGGGCUGCUUCUCCACUGCGGGUGUUGGACGUGGGCUGUGGAACCUCCAGCCUGUGUACAGGCCUCUACGCCAAGUGCCCGCACCCUGUGGAUGUGCUGGGGGUGGACUUCUCUCCUGUGGCCGUGGGCCACAUGAACAGCCUCCUGGAAGGUGGCCAAGGCCAAACACCCCUGCGUCCUGGGCACCCUGCCUCCCGCCUCCGCUUCAUGCAGGCUGAUGCCCAGAACCUGGAGCCAGUGGCUUCCUCGGGCUCCUUCCAGCUAGUGCUGGACAAGGGUACUUGGGAUGCUGUUGCCCGGGGUGGUCUGCAGGGGGCUUACCAGCUGCUGUCAGAAUGUCUGAGGGUCCUAAGCCCCAAGGGGACCCUGAUUCAGUUCUCGGAUGAGGACCCUGACAUACGCCUACCCUGCCUGGAGCAAGGAUCUCAAGGCUGGGCCGUAGCUGUGCAGGAGCUCGGUCCUUUCAGGGGCAUCACCUACUUUGCUUACUUGGUUCAAGGCUCUCAUUAAAGACUUUUAAUCCUGA
Messenger RNA from Pteropus alecto (black flying fox), 1355 nucleotides. RefSeq names its product citrate synthase lysine methyltransferase (gene CSKMT). NCBI's taxonomy places the organism in Eukaryota, Metazoa, Chordata, Mammalia, Chiroptera, Pteropodidae. The record is from RefSeq and is a predicted model, not a curated record. The transcript has 2 exons. Bases 653 to 1339 code for a protein of 228 amino acids.